AUGAACAAGUUGUUCAAUUCAGGACUAGGCGGUUUAAAAUCUGAUGCCUUUGACAUAACAAAGUAUGUUGACGAGCCGUCUUUAGAUGAGCUGCUACGUGGAAGCUAUAGUUGUCCCCUCAUCAAUGACAAAGCAAAAACUGCCUCAAUUUCAAAAAGUAACCUUUUGGAAACAGUCCGAAAUGCAUGCUCCAUUCUGCGAGCUCGAAAAGUCUCGCAGGAACAAAAUUCUGCUGAGGCUGAUGACAACCUUGUCCAGAGCGAUUCAGCCAGCUUGGAUGCUGUUAUUUCUGCUGUAGGCCAAACUGAUGGCGGCAAAGGAGUCAAUUGCGCUGUAGAAAAGUUGAUUGCUUCCAUUUUCAAGGUUCAGGAACCUGAUGACAAGACCAAAACCUCAGACACUGUUGAUCCUCCACUAUAUAAACCCAGAGAUAUCUUGGAACGGCUGGCACUCCCAACGCCCAAGGAUUUGGACAUGUUGCUCUCUGAUGCAAGCAAAGCCAUUUCAACAUCCAAAAAUAAUACUGAUGCCCGUCUGGGAAAACCAGUUUCCCACCAAACGGGCCUGCCGCCUUUUCCUUGGUCCCAUUCUUUUUCGGGGCAUAAUAAUAAGUUGAGUUCUGAUGCUGUUAAGUUGAACGCAAGCCGCAUGAUAUGCCAAGGUCGAUGGAUAAGAGUUAAAAAUUGCACGGAUCUGCAGAAAGGUUGUGGUGAUUUACUGAAGAACUUUGAGUCACUGACAUUUGACCAAACUUUGGUUCCUAUUGUAUCUGAACGCCCAGAAAAUGAAGCUUCUCCAAUUGAAAGGGUGUUUUCUGCUUCUGGUGCUUCCUCUCGUACAAAGACUCCUACAGACGAGUUUUCUACUGAUGCCGCUGCUCAAACACUCCUAGACAUGGCUGAUUGCUCGAAGAAAAACCCCUUUGCAGCUGUUAAACUGCCAAGGAAACCCUCUCAAAUGGCCAUGAAUGCCAGCAAGUCCAAAUCAACCGAGAGGCCCGAAAAUUCUUUCCAAGCACCAAAACCGAUAAUAAGACCACACAACCCCUUAAAAGCCCACUUUGAUGGAUUUCCUUCAAAGAAGCCCAAGCUAUCCACUGACAUAACUAACACGCCCUACAUCACUCAUGCUGAGUCCUCGAGACUCGUGUCAGUCAAAUCGCCGCCUAGGAAGCUCCUUAGGGACAUGAUUGCAAAUACUGAUAGUUAUGGUACCAACCUUGCAAAGAAAUCAUACGUGUCGAAAACACCAAGGGGCGCGGACAGGGAGUCUGGUUGCAGUAAGCCUAAAUUGUGGAAGUCACCCUAUUGA
Molecule: messenger RNA, 1311 nt
Organism: Striga hermonthica
Lineage: Eukaryota; Viridiplantae; Streptophyta; Magnoliopsida; Lamiales; Orobanchaceae
Source: the annotation of a GenBank genome assembly